Molecule: messenger RNA, 2861 nt
Organism: Chrysochloris asiatica (Cape golden mole)
Lineage: Eukaryota; Metazoa; Chordata; Mammalia; Afrosoricida; Chrysochloridae
Gene: SP1
Product: Sp1 transcription factor
Exons: 6
Coding region: 99-2456 (785 amino acids)
Biological process (GO): regulation of transcription by RNA polymerase II
Molecular function (GO): RNA polymerase II cis-regulatory region sequence-specific DNA binding; DNA-binding transcription factor activity, RNA polymerase II-specific
Source: RefSeq, a predicted model, not a curated record
GGUCCGGGUUCGCUUGCCUCGUCAGCGUCCGCGUUUUUCCCGGCCCCCCCCAACCCCCCCGGACAGGACCCCCUUGAGCUCGUCCCUCAACUGCCACCAUGAGCGACCAAGAUCAUUCCAUGGAUGAAAUGACGGCUGUAGUGAAGAUUGAAAAAGGAGUUGGUGGCAAUAAUGGGGGCAAUGGUAAUGGUGGCGGUGCCUAUUCUCAGGCCCGAAGCAGCAGCACUGGCAGUAGCGGCAGUGGAGGAGGAGGGCAGGAGUCCCAGCCAUCCCCUUUGGCUCUUCUGGCAGCAACUUGCAGCAGAAUUGAGUCACCUAAUGAGAACAGCAACAACUCCCAGGGCCCGAGCCAGUCAGGGGGCACUGGUGAGCUGGACCUCGCAGCCACACAACUUUCACAAGGUGCCAAUGGCUGGCAGAUUAUCUCUUCCUCCUCUGGAGCUACUCCUACUUCAAAGGAACAGAGUGGCAGCAGUACUAAUGGCAGCAAUGGCAGUGAGUCUUCUAAGAAUCGCAGUGUCUCUGGUGGGCAAUAUGUUGUGGCUACCACCCCCAAUUUACAGAACCAGCAAGUCCUGACAGGAUUACCUGGGGUGAUGCCCAAUAUUCAGUAUCAAGUAAUACCACAGUUCCAGACCGUUGAUGGGCAACAACUGCAGUUUGCAGCCACUGGCGCUCAAGUGCAGCAGGAUGGUUCUGGUCAAAUUCAGAUCAUACCAGGUGCAAACCAACAGAUUAUCACAAAUCGAGGAAGUGGAGGCAACAUCAUUGCUGCUAUGCCAAACCUACUCCAGCAGGCUGUCCCUCUUCAAGGCCUGGCUAAUAAUGUACUCUCAGGACAGACUCAGUAUGUGACCAAUGUUCCAGUAGCCCUGAAUGGGAACAUCACCUUGCUACCUGUCAACAGCGUUUCUGCAGCUACCUUGACUCCCAGCUCUCAGGCAGUCACGAUCAGCAGCUCGGGGUCCCAGGAGAGCGGUGCACAGCCCGUCACCUCAGGGACUGCCAUCAGUUCUGCCAGCCUGGUAUCAUCGCAAGCCAGUUCCAGCUCCUUUUUCACCAAUGCCAACAGCUACUCAGCAACUACUACCACCAGCAACAUGGGAAUUAUGAACUUUACCACCAGCGGAUCAGCAGGGACCAACUCUCAAAGCCAGACACCCCAGAGGGUCAGUGGGCUACAGGGGUCUGAUGCUCUGAACAUCCAGCAGAACCAAACAGCUGGAGGCUCACUGCAAACAAGUCAGCAAAAAGAGGGAGAACAAAACCAGCAGACACAGCAGCAACAACAGAUUCUUAUCCAGCCUCAGCUAGUUCAAGGGGGACAGGCCCUCCAGGCCCUUCAAGCAGCACCACUGUCAGGGCAGACCUUUACAACUCAAGCUAUCUCCCAGGAAACCCUCCAGAACCUCCAGCUUCAGGCUGUUCCAAAUUCUGGCCCCAUCAUCAUCCGGACACCAACAGUGGGGCCCAAUGGACAGGUCAGUUGGCAGACUCUUCAGCUGCAGAACCUCCAAGUUCAGAACCCACAGGCCCAGACAAUCACCUUGGCUCCAAUGCAGGGUGUUUCCUUGGGGCAGACAAGUAGCAGCAAUACCACCCUGACACCCAUUGCCUCAGCUGCCUCAAUCCCUGCCGGCACAGUCACUGUGAAUGCUGCCCAACUCUCCUCUAUGCCAGGCCUCCAGACCAUUAACCUCAGUGCGUUGGGUGCUUCAGGAAUCCAGGUGCACCAACUUCCAGGCCUGCCGUUGACUAUAGCAAAUGCUUCAGGUGAUCAUGGAGCUCAACUUGGCCUCCAUGGGGCUGGUGGUGAUGGAAUGCAUGAUGACACAGCAGGUGGAGAGGAAGGAGAAAAUAGCCCAGAUCCCCAACCUCAACCUGGUCGGAGGAACCGGCGAGAAGCAUGUACCUGUCCCUACUGUAAAGACAGUGAAGGAAGGGGCUCUGGGGACCCUGGCAAAAAGAAGCAGCACAUUUGUCACAUCCAAGGUUGUGGCAAAGUAUAUGGCAAGACCUCACACCUACGGGCACACUUGCGCUGGCACACAGGCGAGAGACCAUUCAUGUGUACCUGGUCAUACUGUGGAAAACGUUUCACACGUUCGGAUGAGCUGCAGAGGCAUAAACGUACACACACAGGUGAGAAGAAAUUUGCCUGCCCUGAAUGUCCCAAGCGCUUCAUGAGGAGUGACCAUCUGUCAAAGCAUAUCAAGACCCACCAGAAUAAGAAAGGGGGCCCAGGGGUGGCCUUGAGUGUGGGCACUUUGCCCCUGGACAGUGGGGCAGGCUCAGAAGGCAGUGGCACUGCCACUUCUUCGACCCUUAUUACCACCAACAUGGUAGCCAUGGAGGCCAUCUGUCCGGAGGGUAUUGCCCGUCUUGCCAACAGUGGCAUCAACGUCAUGCAGGUGGCGGAUCUGCAGUCCAUUAAUAUCAGUGGGAAUGGCUUCUGAGAUCAGGCACCCGGGGCCAGAGACAUAUGGGCCAUACCCAUCAACCCCGGGAUGCAAGGUAGCAUGGGUCCAAGAGACAUGUGGGAGAGAGAGCCAUGAGGCAUUAAAAUGCAUGGUGGUGGGAAGAAUUGGGAAAGGAAUGCAAGAGAAGAGAUGGGGUCCUGGCACUCACCUAUAUCAUCAGUGUCUCCUUGACGUGGGAAACAUUAGUGAAAAUUCUGUUGGUGUCACCCUUUGAUGAGCAUUUAUUUGACCCCAGACAGUUUUCCCUUACAUUUCUUACCCCAGCCUUCCCUUCCUGCCUUUUCCAUCUCAGCUCCCCCAUGAUGGAUUCCCCUUCCCUUUCCUAAAGCCAUCAUGCCUUGAUAAAUAUAUAUGAUCAUUGAAAUACUUUUUAACAAAAAA